AUGACCAUAUUUCCAGUUAGAGCUGCCACGAAUGCUUGGAAAAGAUCGAUAUCUUCUAAUAUUACUAGUAUAGUCAAUGAUGUCCUUAAUAAUGCUUCAAAAAAUAGAGCAACUUCACCAAUAAUAACAGGUGAGAAUAUAACAACUGAAAAUAAUAUUUCACCGAGAGACAAAUCUGCAAGCAUCCUUUCCCCUACAGAUAAAUGGAUUCAUGAAUCAUUUACAAAAUAUCGUGGAUAUUUAAAGAAGACGGGUUCAAAAAAUACAAUUACAUUGAAUUUGCCCCAAAUUUUGAGGACUUUACAAAUAUUGCGUUCAUCAGACCAGACACGAUCUUAUUUUAUCUUACUGAAUAGAUUAAAUUCUACUGAGAGAAUCAAUUGGAUCUCUCAAAAUGGGAAAGCGGUUCGAUUAACUAAUAAUCGUGCUCCAUUAGAAUUGUACAAUGAAUUGUCCAAGAUGCUUUAUAGACAAUCGUUAAGAUUAGAAGAUGAUUCAAGUAAUAACGAUAUCUUAGCCAAACUUGCAAUGAAGUUACUAAGAGAAUACUAUGAAAUUAUAAUGGAGUCGCAGCAAGCAGUGACAACUCGUCCGAUCAUCACUAUUGCAACAACGGAUACCGUACCAAAUAGUCUUUUGGAAAAUACCAAGUUUUUCAAAAAUUGUUUAUCCAUCAUCAUUAAAUCGAAGUCCUUUGCAAGGCUCCAUUAUGUUUUAAAAAAAUAUAUUCGGAAUGGAACAGACAAUCUUUCAUAUUAUUUUGCAAUAUUGUCAUUCUAUGAAAAGACGUAUCAAAUUUUUAAACUGAAAAAUUAUAUUAGUAUGUUAUCAUCAUUUGAAAAUACUGAAGUUAACUUACAAGCCGAAUCUGAUAUAAAGUCUUUUAGUAGUAUAAUAGUUCAUGUAACGAAUCGAUUAUUAUCAAAUAAUAUGGAGGAAACUUGUAUUCAGUUUUUUGAUAAAUUGACAAGAGAUUGGAAUUAUAAAAUGCUAGACCAUGAUUAUAACGUGAUACUUGAGAUGAUUGAAAAAUAUGGAUCUUAUAAAUUUCUUUACCGUUUGAAAAUUUUGUUCCCAGAUUAUUCUGAUUCGGAAAUAUCUUUAGUAGACGCUAUAAAAUUAAACUGUAGUGAAAAAUCAUUACUCCAAUUGAUUCCCAUAUUAAACGAUUAUCAUCACAAAUUAGAAUCAAAUGAAUCAGAGCUGAGAUUCUUACAAUGUAAAUUACCGCCACUUUACACAAAUCUAAAAGGGUGGGAGGACUUCUUUCAUUCUUUGUUACCCACACUACGUUCUUCUGCAAUAACGCAAAACACGAAAAACUUCAUAAUGAAUUUGAUCAUAUCACAUGUAGCUUCUGACCGUUCUUUGGGGUUCAUGCUACUAUUUCUCGAGCAUAUAACCUAUCAAUUAAAUUUACCGACUUUAUUGUUAUCCUUUCAAGAAAAUAGAACUGUAAUACUAAAUCAACUUUAUCAUUCACUUCUUCGAUCGAUGGCCGUUAAUCCGUCCGCUAAUAGAUUAUCGCUAUUUCAUUUAUUUAACUGGAUCAAACAGAAUGAAUUAGAUUCCUUCUAUUUCUCUGAACAAGAUUUGAAAAGUAUCUGGAAAACUUUCCCCCAAGAUGUUACAAUAUAUACUAAAUCUGAUUCGCUUUUACUGAAUUAUUAUCAUAAUGAAUUAUCAAGGAUAUGUGAGAAUACUUGUAUUCCAAACCAUUUAGAGACUUUAGUCUCUAACAAUACUAAAAUUAAUAAUAACCAAACAGAAAACCUUACCGCUGUCCAAAUAGAGACUGUAUUACUACAAGUAUCGGGCCCUGUCACCGAUACGCUUGACUUACAUGAAUUACUUGAUAUAGAAAAGAAACAUGAAGGUGGAUCUUAUUUUUUCUCAAUAGAUAAAGGUAAUAGUCAACGACUAAAAGAUAUUUUACAGACUUUAAAAAGUAAAGCAGCUGAAAGACAGGCAAAAACUUGUGAAUAA
This is a messenger RNA of Naumovozyma dairenensis CBS 421, 1986 nucleotides long. RefSeq names its product Mne1p (gene MNE1). Gene Ontology annotation, cellular component: ribonucleoprotein complex. Lineage: Eukaryota; Fungi; Ascomycota; Saccharomycetes; Saccharomycetales; Saccharomycetaceae. The record is from RefSeq and is a predicted model, not a curated record. The transcript has a single exon. The coding region runs from base 1 to 1986 and encodes 661 amino acids. Gene Ontology annotation, biological process: Group I intron splicing.